Messenger RNA from Oryctolagus cuniculus (rabbit), 6032 nucleotides. NCBI's taxonomy places the organism in Eukaryota, Metazoa, Chordata, Mammalia, Lagomorpha, Leporidae. The record is from RefSeq and is a predicted model, not a curated record.
AUGUGAGAGGGGUCGGUUCUACUUCAGCCACCACUAGUGGACCCUCUGAAGAGCCAGAGAACUGAAUGGAACGUGUGUUGGCACACGGGCCUGUAGCCACUUCGGCCCUAAGACGUGUGUUACAAGGUCCCUGCAGUGCAGUCUGUAUUUUCUGAGACAGACCCAUGUUCCCCAGGAGGCAGGCGCGUGCACACGCACACAGAGGCUUUGGGUAGAAUGACGACUGCUGAUGACAGCCGCCCCUCAGGGCUCCAGGAGUCCCCUCCCAGGCUGACUGCUCCACCUCUAGGCUAGCCUGGAAUCCCAGUGAGAGGAAGAAGCUGGAAAACACAGUCAUUCAGAGAGAAAAGAGGAGGGAGAAGUUUCUGGCUGAGAUCUGAAAGGAGGGGCCUGAGAAAGGAAGGAAGGAAGGAAGGAAGGAAGCUUCCAGGCUCUGCCCAGACUCCUUCCCUGAGACUCCUGAGAGGAGUAGGCCCAGCUCUCCCUGCCGGGAGAUCGGGAGAGAUCUCCAUCUGCCGGCGCCGACUGCCCUCCGCUGCCGACUCCUUUCUCUCCCCUCCCCCUUCGCCGGGCUAACAGGCCCACGGGGACUGCCGGGGAGCGGGGAGCGAGGCUGAGCGGCUGUACUGUGGGCAUGCCCGCUCCUCUCCCUUCCCCCUUCCCUUGGCAGCAACGUCACCGCAGCACCAGCGGCCGCGGCAGCAGCAAGGAGACGGCGCUGGGAUUGCGCAGCCUCCCUGCAUUAGCAGCGAUGCCAUUGUAUUAGCAGAAAUCAGAUCUUAGGGAGUCGGCCCAGGGCCCCCUGUGUGGGCCCGGGAACAGUGCCUCGGCAGGAACUGUCAAGGCAGAGCAAAAGGAGCAGAAGCCUCCGGUCCAGCUGAAGGCUCCUUACAGAGGUGCCAAGCUCUCCUGAUGAAAUGUGUUCUGCCCCACUGGGCUCCAGGGGCAGUAUCUGGUGCCGUUGAUGCCCUUGUUCGAACUUUCCAGAAUGGAUAGUCCCCCAAAGCUGACUGGAGAGACUCUCAUCGUCCACCACAUCCCCCUGGUGCACUGUCAAGUCCCAGACAGGCAGUGCUGUGGAGGGGCAAAUGGAGGUAGUGGGAGCACAAGACCCAAUCCUUUCUGUCCACCUGACCUGGGUGUCACCCAGCCUGACCAAGACCUGGGACAAGCUGACUCCCUGCUGUACAACAGUCUGCACUCUGCUGCAGGGGGAUCUGCACGGUCUACAGACAGCACCAAGAGUAGGGGUCGGGAUGGAAGAGGCUCCGGGGCCCCCAAACGACACAAUCCGUUCUUGCUGCAGGAGGGUGUGGGUGAGCCAGGACUUGGUGACCUGUAUGAUGACAGCUUCGGUGACAAUGCCACCCAGCAGUCCUUCCACCUGCACAGCACUGGCCAGCCCACCUUCCAUCUAGCCUCUUUCCAGCUGCCACCAUCUGGACCCAGAGUGGGCAGGUCAUGGGGAGCACCACGCAGUCGGGCUGGAGUGGUGGAUGGGCAGGAACAGGAGCCAGUGGCACCCUUGGACACCCAGCAGUGCCGCAGUAGCCACCGCUGCAGACCAGAGCUGGAAGCAGAGACCAUGGAGCUGGAUGAGUGUGGGGGACCUGGUGGGAAUGGCAGUGGUGGGGGAGCCAGUGAUACCUCUGGCUUUUCCUUUGACCAUGAAUGGAAGCUGAGUUCAGAUGAAUCCCCAAGGAACCCAGGAUGCUCGGGCCCAGGAACCCAGCACUGCCGCUGCAGCAGCACAUCUAGUCAGUCUGAGGCAGCUGACCAGUCCAUGGGCUACGUGAGCGACUCGUCCUGCAACAGUUCCGACGGCGUGCUGGUCACCUUCAGCACGCUGUACAACAAGAUGCACAGCAACUCCCGAGCCAAUCUCAACUCUGCCCCGCAGUCCUGCAGCGACUCUUCCUUCUGCAGCCACUCGGACCCUGGCGGCUUCUACCUGGACCUGCAGCCCUCCCCAGCUGAGUCGAAGAUGUCUUGUGAGUCCCACCACCCUGAGAGUGGAGGACGGGAAGGAGGCUAUGGUUGUCCUCAUGCCUCAUCUCCUGAGCUCGAUGCCAACUGCAACUCCUACCGCCCACACUGUGAGCCCUGCCCAGCUGUGGCCGACCUCACAGCCUGCUUCCAGAGCCAGGCCCGUCUUGUCGUGGCCACACAGAAUUACUACAAACUUGUCACCUGUGACCUGUCCUCCCAAUCCUCCCCAAGCCCGGCUGGCUCUUCCAUCACCAGCUGCUCGGAGGAGCACACCAAGAUAAGUCCCCCACCGGGCCCUGGCCCAGAACCAGGCCCAGGCCAGCCUUCUGAGUAUUACCUAUUCCAGAAGCCCGAAGUCCAGCCAGAGGAACAAGAGGCAGUGGGUUCCUCGGCAGAAGCAGCCGCUGCCAUGAGCCCCACUAUCCUAGAGGGACAAGUGUACACGAAUACGUCACCCCCCAACCUCAGCACGGGACGUCAGCGCUCCCGCAGCUAUGACCGCAGCCUGGAGCGCAGCCCUGCUGUCCGCCUGGGCUCACUGGAGCGCAUGCUGAGUUGCCCAGUACGCUUGAGUGAGGGCCCUGCAGCCCUGGCAGGGCCUAGCUCCCCACCCAGGAGGGUCACCUCCUUUGCUGAACUGGCCAAAGGCCGGAAGAAGGCUGCAGGCUCUGGCUCCCCCCCACUUCGGGUGAGCGUCGGGGACACCUCCCAGGAGUUCUCACCCAUCCAAGAAGCCCAGCAAGACAGGGCGGCCCCACUGGAUAAGGGCACUCACUGUAGCCAUAGUCUACCACCCAUGCCCUUGGGACCAGGCAUAGACCUACUCGGUCCAGAACCCUGGUCCACCCAGGUCUGCCAGGGCCCCCAGUCCAGUGAGACGCCACCUUCUGGCCUCAGAGCUGCUGAGCAAGGCCCCCUGGCUCCACUGAUGGAUCCAGGGCUUGCUGUCCCAGGGAGCCCAGCCAACAGCCAUACCCAGAGGGAUGCAAGAGCUAGAGCUGACGGGGGUGGUGCUGAAAGCCGACCAGUCCUUCGCUACAGCAAGGAGCAGAGGCCAACUACACUGCCCAUCCAGCCCUUCGUGUUCCAGCACCACUUCCCCAAGCAGCUGGCCAAGGCUCGGGCCCUGCACAACCUCUCCCAGCUCUACAGCCUCUCGGGCUGCAGCCGUACACAGCAGCCUGCCCCACUGGCUGCCCCUGCUGCUCAAGGCCCAGCCCCAGCUCCCUCCAGGGAGCCACAGGCGUCCACACCCCGAACCUCUGGCCGAGGUGCCAGGAAAGCUGGGCCUGAGCCAGAGACCUCACGGCCAUCACCCCUGGGCAGCUACUCCCCCAUCCGGAGUGCUGGCCCCUUUGGGCCCAGCACUGACUCUUCUGCCUCCACUUCGUGCUCCCCUCCCCCAGAGCAGGCCACAGCCACAGACAGCCUAGCCCCAUGGAGCCACCCCUGUUCUGUUGCCCGGCCUGCCACCUCCCAGCUGCCACAGCAGGAAGAUCAGAAGACACUGACCUUGGCUGAGUACCGACUCCAUGGAACAGGAAGCUUGCCACCUCUGGGCUCCUGGAGAUCUGGCUUCAGCCGAGCAGAGAGCCUGGCCCGGGGAGGCGGUGAGGGCAGCAUGGCCUCCAGGCCCAGUAACGCCAACCACCUAUCCCCUCAAGCCCUCAAGUGGCGCGAAUACAGGAGGAAGAACCCACUAGGGCCACCUGGUUUAUCAGGCAGCCUAGACCGAAGGCCACAGGAAGCGCGCCUGACCCGAAGGAACCCCAUCUUUGAGUUUCCUGGCUCUUUCCCAGCUGCUGGCCAUCUGAACUGCCGGCUGAAUGGUCAAAUGCUGAAGCCAUUACCACUGACCUGCCCUGACUUCCAAGACCCCUUCUCCCUGACUGAGAAGCCCCCAGCUGAGUUUUGUCUGUCCCCAGAUGGCAACUCAGAGGCCAUUUCCAUUGACCUGCUUCAGAAAAAAGGCCUGAUUAAAGCUGUUAACACUGCUGUGGACCUGAUUGUGGCCCACUUUGGCACAAGCCGGGAUCCUGGGGUAAAGGCAAAGCUGGGAAACAGUUCUGUGAGCCCCAACGUGGGCCACCUGGUUCUGAAGUACUUGUGCCCCGCUGUCCGGGCCGUGCUGGAGGACGGGCUCAAGUCCUUUGUACUAGACGUCAUCAUCGGGCAACGCAAGAACAUGCCGUGGAGCGUGGUUGAGGCUUCCACGCAGCUCGGCCCAUCCACCAAGGUUCUGCACGGCCUCUACAACAAAGUCAGCCAGUUCCCAGAGCUCACCAGUCACACCAUGCGCUUUAACGCCUUCAUCCUCGGCCUGCUCAACAUCCGGUCCCUGGAGUUCUGGUUUAAUCACCUCUAUAACCACGAAGAUAUCAUCCAGACGCACUACCAGCCCUGGGGCUUCCUGAGCGCGGCGCACACCGUGUGCCCCGGCCUCUUUGAGGAGCUGCUGCUGCUGCUCCAGCCCCUGGCCCUGCUGCCCUUCAGCCUUGACUUGCUGUUCCAGCACCGGCUGCUGCAAAGCGGGCAGCAGCAGCGGCAGCACAAGGAACUGCUGCGAGUGUCCCAGGACCUGCUGCUGUCCGCACACUCCACACUGCAGCUGGCCCGCGCCCGGGGCCAGGAGGGCCCUGGAGACAUGGACAGAGCAGCGCAUGGGGAGCGAGUGAAGGGUGUGGGGGCCCCAGAAGGUGGAGAAGAGGAAGAGGAAGCAGAAGAGGUGGCAGAGACGGCAGAGGGCUCGGGCCAUGGCAGGUGGGCCCGAAGCGGUCAGGCUGGCUGGUGGUACCAGCUCAUGCAGAGCUCCCAAGUCUAUAUCGAUGGCUCCACUGAGGGUUCUAGGUUCCCUCGGGGUAGCAGCAAUAGCAGCAGUGAGAAAAAGAAAGUGGGGGGAGCCGGGGGGCCUCCCCAGGCUCCACCCCCACGCGAGGGAGUAGUGGAAGGGGCUGAGGCCUGCCCUGCCCCCGAAGAGGCCCUUGGCCGGGAGAGGGGCUGGCCCUUCUGGAUGGGGAGCCCCCCCGACUCCGUGCUGGCUGAGCUGAGGCGCAGUCGAGAAAGGGAGGCGCCUUCGGCCCCACCAGCAGAAAAUGAGGAAGGGGCCUCGGAGCCUUCACCUGGUGGCAUCAAGUGGGGACAUCUCUUUGGUUCCCGAAAAGCCCAGCGGGAGGCCCGGCCCACAAACAGGCUACCUUCAGACUGGCUGAGCCUGGACAAGUCCAUGUUCCAGCUAGUGGCACAGACCGUGGGUGCCCGCCGGGAGCCAGAGCCCAAGGACACCGUGCAGGAGCCACACUCUCCAGCCCUGCCCUCUAAGCCCCCAUGUGAGGUGCAGGCACUGUGCCACCAUCUGGCCACAGGCCCUGGACAGCUGAGCUUCCACAAGGGAGAUAUCCUACGGGUGCUGGGGCCAGCCGGUGGAGACUGGCUACGCUGCAGCCGCGGCCCUGACACUGGCCUCGUACCUCUGGCCUACGUGACGUUGACCCCAACUCCAAGUCCAACCCCCGGAAACAGCCAAAACUGAGGCCCUGUGCAUGCUGGUGGCCUCAGGGUCCCUCAUAACCCCUGGCUCAGAGCCUGAGAGCCCCCCCCAAGCCCUGUGGCUUGGCUACAGAGUAGACUGAGAGCUGGGGGCCACAUAUCCCUGCGCUGGCACCUGCUCCCCGUGGUCAGUAUUAAUUACUCCCCUGUAACUGUCCCAGUGACCUCGUUCCAGACCUCCAUCCAGGAAAGGAGGGAGGGGACGCAGCGCUGGGCUGCCAGGGUUUCCCCAGCCCAUCUGGGCCAACCCUGCUGUUUAUGUAGACAAAGCAGGUCUGAGGAAGGUGUCCCAGAGGGCCACUGGCAGGGUGCCCGAGGCCAGGUGAUGAUAAGGAUGGUGAACAGUAUUGGGGCCAGAUCCCUCAGCCCCCCCAGCUGUAAAUAGGCUGUGCCCAGUGCCUGGCGGUCGGAGAGGGAAGAGGAGCCCAGGCCUCUGUUUAUGUAUUUAUUUAUUUAUUUAUUACACCUAUUAAUAAAAAAGGUGCUCAGCCUUCAAA